AUGAUGAAUAUAAAUAGUUGUGUUAAUGGAUCUUUAGAUAAAAAUGAUGAAAAAUUCAUCUUUCCUUCUAAAUAUCUAAACAAUCUUAGGCUGUGUGAGUUUAAGGUUGGAAUGGCAUCACUUUUUCCAUAUACAGUGAUAGAAAAUAAAGAUUCACUUGAAACUUUAGAUCGUUUAGAAGAGGAAGAUAUAUUUGGAUCCGAUUUAGAAAUUAUGAAGAUAAUGGCAAAAAAAAUGAAUGUUACUCUUGAAAUGUUCUACAUCAAACGGUUUGAAGAGAAUGCUUUAUUACAAACGGAUUACAUUGAAUACAUGCUGAACGGUACCCUUGAUGCGUGUGCUGGAGGACUUUACAAUAUAUAUGGAGAUGUUGUAGCCUACUCCGGAGUAUAUAAUCGUCAAUCAGUUAUUUGGAUCUAUACUGUCGAACGAGAAACGAGAUCUUGGCAAACCUUAUUGAGAAAAACUGGUGGCCUCUAUAUAUUUCUAAUAUUUUUAGCGUCUUAUUCCAUAAUAUGGAAAUUAUUCUGUCAGUUUGAUGGCCGUGCGGUUUCAUUGAACAAUACCAUACUAUAUAGUUUCGGUGCCCUCGUUGGAACAACAUCUUUACUAGACGCGAUGUCCUUGAAACAGAAGAUUCUGAACUUAUCGUAUCUCAUACUGUGUUUGCAUCUAUCUUCUUACAUAAGUACCCAAAUGUAUUACUAUCUAACAGUGGAGAAUCCCCCACAAACAAUAAAUACAAUAGACGAACUUGCGAUAUCCGACACAAUUCCAUACUUAGUCCCAACAAAAAAAUAUUUUUUAAAUAAUGAUAAAUAUAUAGCAUUUGCAAACACAUCGCGUGAUUGCGAGGAUUUUCUAGAUUGUGAGAGAUCAGUUCUGAAAAACAGAGGGGCAACACUUAUUUUAGAUGGAUUGUUAUAUCCUUUUCAGUCAUCAACUGCCGUAAAAGAUGAAUCAAGGAUAAUGAGAGUGGACGAAGAUGUUCUAGUACUUUAUCAUGAAAUGAUUAUGAGAAAAGAUAGUUUUAUGGUAGAUAAAUUACACAAUAUUAUACUACGUCUUUUUGAAGCUGGUAUUUGUGAUAAAUUAUAUAAAGAAGCCAUCGGGGUGACUAUUGUCGAUAAAGCUAAAAUUGCAGUGAAAAAUAUUCUGUCCUAUUCUUAUAGCUGUUCUGCUGGAUGUAAAAUAACUUGGUUGCAACUGGCGGGAUCUUUUUACCUCUGGAUGAUUGGAUGUGGCCUGUCGAUUUGCUGUUUUAUUGUAGAAAUACUCACUAAGAAGCAGGUAUAAGUUUUGCUUCUCAUAUAUGGGGUUUUCCAAUAGGGACGCUUGAACUUUGACAGCUGAUUGCGGCCAUGUUGUUUGAGUGACAGCUGUCAAAUGCAGUGUGUUAUAUUCAUUCCGUCCUCCCAAACCACCAUGGCAGGUUACAGUGUCGAGCAGCACGUGCAAAUCAUAAAAUUGUUUUAUGAAAAUGGGUCUUCAGUUCGAGCAACGUUCCGCGCACUUCGCCCGUUUUACGGUCGCGAUGAUCGUCCUGCCGAGUCGACUAUCCGUCGAUUGGUGGACAAAUUCGAGUCAACCGGGUCAGUUAACAAUCAGCCGGUUCCCGUGCGUCAACGUAACGCGAGAUCUGCCGAGAAUAUCGCCGCUGUGCGCGACAGUGUCCUCGAAAACCCGCGGCAGUCAAUUCCGCGUCGCGCACAGGAACUCGGCCUUUCGCAG
Danaus plexippus (monarch butterfly) is the source of this 1731-nucleotide messenger RNA. RefSeq lists its product as uncharacterized. The transcript has a single exon. The record is from RefSeq and is a predicted model, not a curated record. Lineage: Eukaryota; Metazoa; Arthropoda; Insecta; Lepidoptera; Nymphalidae. Bases 1 to 1296 code for a protein of 431 amino acids.